This is a messenger RNA of Aspergillus welwitschiae, 949 nucleotides long. RefSeq lists its product as uncharacterized. Lineage: Eukaryota; Fungi; Ascomycota; Eurotiomycetes; Eurotiales; Aspergillaceae. The record is from RefSeq and is a predicted model, not a curated record. The transcript has a single exon. The coding region runs from base 463 to 771 and encodes 102 amino acids.
AUUGAUUUUCCCCGAUCCAUUCCAUCCCAUCCUCAUCCAUGGAUCCAUUCAUCCCACCCACACUGGUUUGAUCUCCUCCCACCGGCCCAAUCCCUCUCGUCACGAUUCUAGUCGCUUCUCCGUAAUCAUCCACUUCUAACCACUCAGAACCUCUUCUCCCCUCCCCAGCCCGUGAGUAGUGAUCUUCCCGCGGUCCCUGCGAGGCAGAGUCUACCUACUUACCGCCGGUCGGCGCGGUUAAAACGUCCUUUCUCCAAGCGACCGACCCAGAACCAAGGGUUGGCUUUUCUCUCUUAGUCCGAGUGCUGUGUUUAUGUGAAACGGUCGCGCGAGGCGCUGUGCCCACGAUUUACAUUCGGUUAGAGAGGCAUUCCCACCCUCCUCCUCUUUCUCCUGAAUCGAAGGGGAUGGAUGGAUGGGAUCGAAUCUGGAGAACUUGAAAUCGGAAACGAAACGUGAUCGAUGAGAUGGGUGGUGGUGGUAGUAGUGGAGCUUUGUUCGCUACGAGGACGAGGCUGGAGAUCGAUCACUGUACACGUUCUAUCGGUUCACAAUGGUAAACUAGUAUUUCUCCUUAUGAGGAUUUUUUGGAUUCUCCCCCCAUCUCCUAUUUCUGAUGAACCUUCCCUUUUGGUGGGCUUCGAUAUCGGAGUGUUGGACUUUUUUGACUUUUUUUUUUCUCCCCUUCGGAUAAGGGAUCGGGACGGGACUUUCGGAAGAAUAUUGUAUCUACUUACCGUACGUACCGUAUCUGCGGAUAGGAUAGGAUAGGAUAGAUACACGGCACGCACACACCUACCUUAUUCUGUUGAGGCUUGCUUUCACAAGGCGGGAAAAUACAGCCGCCGCUGCUACUGCUACUGCUACUGACAAUGAUAACGUAUCAAUUAGGUAGGUUGUAAGCAAAACCCCAUGAGGCCAGCCAAACGAUAACCGGAGAAAAAAAAAA